Molecule: messenger RNA, 20185 nt
Organism: Pocillopora meandrina
Lineage: Eukaryota; Metazoa; Cnidaria; Anthozoa; Scleractinia; Pocilloporidae
Source: the annotation of a GenBank genome assembly
AUGUACAAGAAUUUACGUGUCGCCAUGGCGCAGACGUUUGUGUUGUAUUUGGUCGUUGUUUUAGGAACUUUUGCAUCCGUCGUAAGGACCCAAGGUGAGCUGGUUAGGCAAACAUUGUUUUUUAUGAAUAAUAAAUGCACUAUGCUGCGGUUUCUGGGUUUAUACCGAGCUUUCCAAUCCAAUUUAAUCAAAACCUUUUGCCUCUGGUAUGCAAAGAUCAUUUAGAAAGACGUUCCGUACCUAAUGAAAGUGUGACUAAUUUGUUGAGGAAUUCUCUUGCUUAUUUGAGUCUCAUAUCGGCGGGAGAAAGUCUGAUUUUGCGAAUCAAAAACAAGUUUCAGGAAAUAAUGGGUGAAUCCAUUUAAAAGGCUAAAAUGUUUUACUCUCUGAAUUGUCCCUCUUCUUAUUCGCUCUCAUUUGAAGUUAUAUUUUCACGCAUCGCUAACUGAUUCUAACCGAGGGGAUCAUCGAAUGUGUCUCAAAACGAAAAAGUGAAAAUUUUCUAACGAGAACAACCUCUAUCCUGCUUUUCACUAAGUAAUUUGUGAGGGCGUCGGGUAAAUUUAUCAUUCCGAGAAUCUCCGUCGAGUAGCCACUUAACCGAUAUCAGUAACACACGAUUACUCACAGAUAUGACAUGGAGAUGCGUUGAAUAACUGAGAUGUACAUCUGUUUAUUAAGAAAAUGACCGAUGCAGCUGAGGUUUAGCAACUUCAUGUAAAAAUUUUACGUCUAAUUAUAAAUCAACUGCUAAACUAAUUAGCGUGAAAACCAAAAAAAUAAUACCUCCUUGAAGGAAAAUUGAAAUAAUUGUCUCUCUCGUUAGCAAUAAACUCAUAUCUAUAAUCUUCUUUAGAUAAUGUACUUAUCUUUAAGCCGAAAGCUAACAAUAACAGUACAUUCCCAAAUAGAGAAAACGCGUUGACUCUUAAAUUGGUGUAUGCACCACAUCUGAAACGUUUUAAGAGAAUGAUACUCAAUUUUUGAACGUUGAAAAGUCUAAGUUCUUUCUUUUACAAAGAGUUACGCUCACGGGAAAGGGUCACGUUCAUUGCGAAAAGGACGUCAGAUAUUCACAGAAAAACUUAAAAAUUAAAUAUUUUUGAAGCAGAACAGCUUAUAAAAACACAGCUUUGAAAUGGUGUCAUAGUUAUACCCUACUGGCAAUAAAUUCCUGCGGUUUUUUUCGUAGGAUGUUUUAAGCAUUAUUGGCAUUACACAAUACGACGGCAGAACAGCUGGGAUUUUUCUCAGCACUGUAAAGUGAAAAAGCUCUCCCUCCCGUAAUGAUCUCACGUAGUGUGGGUGGAACUUAGUCUGGUACCCAGACCUUUCACGGGUAGGGUGACAGUUACACGGUAGAAUCUGGGUACGAGAUUAGGUAGAGCUUAGAUAAACGCAAAACAGGAGCAAAUUGAAAAAAGCUGGUAAAGAGAAUUAAUCGAUGAAAAUUUAAACCGGAAGGAACUCAUCCUGAGCUCCUAUUCAAAACGUUUCCAUAUACUCUUUUUAACGCCUUACACCCAGACAUCAAUAAGGAUUUUCUCCAUUCAAAUCUCUAUACAUUUCCAAGGGAGCGGACAAAGAGAAUUUACUUAGCAGUUAAAAGCGUCUUCACCUCAUGACCUUCAUUUGUGAUUUAAAAAUGACAUUGUAAAGAGAAAUUAGAUGCUGGUCACUCUAAGGAGUCUUAGGGUUAUGAAAAAGUUCCUAAGUCAAUUCUCUCAAGCCUAGUUCGUGUCCAAACCUAACGAACCUGGGCGAAUGAAGUUAAGAGCUUUUAUUAAUUAAGGUAAGGAAAAAUAUUGAGCUUCACUGGACAUUUCCAUGAGUUGCAGGCACAGAAUGGGAGGAAUACACUCCAUAUUGGUGCACCCCAGUGGGGAGAGUUUUGAUGAGCCGAGGAACGACUGUUAAGGAAUGUAAAAGUUAUUGCAAUGAAGGCUGUGGAGCAAUCGAGUGGUGGGAGGGCGGAGGUCAAGCGUGUUAUCUGUGCACUGACUUGAGUCUUCUGAUUGAGUUCCCAUACACGCGGGAUCUAUCCUAUCCUCCUCAUGUGUUCAUCAAACAAUCAGGUAUGCCUGGAUGCGUGUUAUUUUUUUUGUCAUUUGGCUUGAUGAGAACGUGGUUGCCGAGUGGGCGGCAUGCUGGAUCCUGAAUCCAGAAGUCCAGGCUCAAGUCCACAACUACUUCCUUAUGUUCUGUUCUUGCGUGGUCUCAAGUUAAUCUUUAGGUUUCGAGGUUAGGAUUCAUUAUAGUAUUAUCAGGGUCAAUUGCUGUAUUCUUGAUGUGAAUGUGCUAGUAUCUCUUCUUCUUUCUUUUUCCGCAUAGUGCUUGCCUAAGAGCUGGCCCCUUUUAUAAGCGCUGCAGGAUGCGCGUACCUUUGCCCGCGGGGAGGAUUUGAGACGAGUUGGGGGAGGUUCGCCGGGAGUCUGGCUCUGAUAUCAGUGCCAGACCCCUCGCCGACCUCUCGCUGGCUUACGUUGCUUCAAGCCUCAUUCUUUUCCGUGAGCGAGGAAACCUAGUGCCGGAAGGCCCGUGACGAGGGCCCUCUCGCAGGUUAACAUUGUGCCAGUAUAGAUGCCAACACGCUCCUCUUACUUAAAGUGUUAUGCUUGUGAUUCUUCAUUAAUACACAACACCAUUUUAUGUUGUUCAUCCUUUUGUUUUCAACUAAACUAGAUGCGCAAGCUACACCUACUACUAUUGCGACCACGAUUGCAACAACGUCAACAGCAGUAACGUCUGAUGAAGGAAUACCGACAACCACACCUGAAGAAACAAAGACAACUUCUUCGAUGGAGGAAAUAUUCCCAACUGUGUUUCCGAUAGAUGAAGAUGACAUAUCAUCUACGCCAGAUGAGGAAGGUACAACAUCUGCAGCAACAGAUGGAGAGGAUAUUGCGUCGACUCCUUUCCUAGUUUCAACACUUGCAACAGAGCAGGAAAAGACAUCCGCCGUAUAUCAAGAAGGUACCACCGCUUCCCCAGAGAUGACAACUUCAGCGCCAAGUGUAGAAGGAACAACGGCUAAACCAGAAAGAACUACAACAAGGUCAGCUGUGGAAGGAGAUGGAACGGUUUCUGAACCAGAUCAUCGGAUAACAACCUCUGCUCUGAAUCUACAACAGACAACAACUAGUCCGUUUCAUGGAGGAUCAACUUCUACCACCAACGAAGAAAGUACCACCAAGGAGGCAGAACAGGAAAUGACCGCCCUUUCACCAAUCCAAGAAAGUACUGCAUCUGCUUUGGACCUACAAACGACGACAUCUGCACCUGAACACGAAAGGCCUACCUCUAAACCAGAGGUGGAAGGAACAAAUACAGGUAAAGAGGAAACAACACCUUCACCCGGCCAAGAGGCAAAGACCUCUGAACUGGACCCAGUAGCAAAAGACCCAGAAAAAGAAACUUCCCUUCCUAACAAAGAAGCAACAACCACUUUACCUGAAAAAGGAGCAUCUACCUCAGUGCCUGAGCUGGAAUGGACGACCUUGUCACCACAUUCAGGAAGAAAGACAUAUGCGCAAGGAGCGACCCCCGAGUCACACGAAGACACGACAUCAUCUCCAUCAAGUAAAGAAGCCACAACCUCCGGACCAGAGCUCAUAAAAACCAUUUCAGCACCAAAUAAAGAAGGAUCGACAUCUGCAACACGUCAAGAAGGGACAACAUCUCUUCUACAGCAAGCAGGAAUCACCUCUGCAUCAGAAGCUGUGCCACCUGCCUCCGAGAAACAACAAGAGGGAACAAGCUCUGAACCAAGUGAGCAGGUAACAACUAUACCACAAGGGCAGGAAUUUUCAACUUCUUCUUACAAAGGAAUUACCCUCAAGCCAAAAGAAGAACGGACCACAGUAACACAUCCUGAAAAGAAAAUGACAAUUUCUAAUGAAGGGAAAACAAAUUCAGCGAAAGAGGGAGGAACAUCAUCUACACCAACAGAGGUAUACAGUCUUUGUCUUAAAGUAUUAAUCGUUCCUGAGAUGUGACAAAAUUAUUUGCUCCAUCGUUCAUAAUAAAAACACGGAACACUCAGGAAGAAACCCACUUUCAUUUUAGAAGUAUGUAAUUCCAUUAGACAGCGUGAUCAUGAUUAUGAGUGUAAUCGCAUAAACGACCCUUUCUUGUCGGUAGUCAUGACUAACGUCUCAAAACCCUUCGCGGUAGUCCUUCUCCGAAUAAAAUGACUUCUUUCAUUGAAAACCUUCUCAAUACGAUUUUUUGUUUACUUGAAUUUAAUGAUUGCUUCCUCUUGAGUUGCCAAAUUGCAUUUGUUCACUGCGAACGACUAUUCAUCUUUCGAGAGCAACCCUCAUUACUAUUUUUUUCUUCCCUCAAUUCCAUUUAGAGUCAUUCCAUAAGAUCUCCCGUGACUCUUCCUGGCGUUCCAAUCGAAGUAUCCUCCAAAACCAUCUCGGAAACGGAGCUAGAGGUGUCCUGGAUGCCACCACAUGAGGGACGCUCAAACAUUUUGUUCUACAGAGUCAAAGUUAUCGACGUCAGUGGGGGUAAGUACUGUCUGUGUAACUAAAACAAGAUUUCAUGUAGUUGCAUUUUUGAUGGAUAAUCAUUAUUGUACUGUGAUACACUUAUGGUAUAGGUAUAUUUACGCCAAAUAACCUUGAAAUUUGGAUGAUUGCUACUUUGGACGGUAGAUGGGCGUCUUCUCUGUCUUGAAAAUUUCAAAUUUAGAAAUGCUCAAAAUCUUUAUUGAAGUAUUAUCAGUAACGCGAUAUAGAGGGUUUCUCUGGUUCCCUCUGACUUGUAACUAAUUGCAAUGCAUCCUGCAAGUCCUUAGUCCAAGUCCUGUCUGUGAGAGCAUACCUUUACCACUUUUCACAGUUUCUGAUACAAAAGGCCUGAAGAGGCGUCUGUAUUUCCAGGCUAACGCUUCCUGGACAAAUAUGUUUGUUCAUAACCCUGUAUUGUCAUUUAAGCAGUGUUCGAACACAGUGUCUACAAGAUACCGAUGGUGGCGAAGGCACUUCGCUUACAUCGUGGUGAUUUUUAGCUGUUGUAGCUCAUUUCUGUUACUGAUCUUCUUCUCUCUCUCAGGCGGGCUUACAAGAAUAAUCCAAGUGCCGCAGUACGUUCAGUCAGUCACGGUCGACUCCCUUAAUCCGGACACGGAGUACUUGUUUGCAGUAUCAGCUGGCAAUCAACAUGGAAUUGGACCAUUGUCGGAGGAAAUGUCUGGGCGAACGAAGGCCAUAAUAGCAAGAAUAGAACCCACAAAGGACACUGAAGUGCAAAGUACGAGUCAAGAGGGUAACAGCUUAUACAUUUCAACUUAUAUACGUUUUUUUCCUACCUAUGGGCAAUUUAAAUAGUUUUGAAAACCCACGUUCGUUAUGUCGGGGCGAGUUAGGAAAACUGGGUCGAGUACACGAAAUGAAGACUUCCUAGAGACUUCCCCGGAAAACUUCACCUCAUGCAAUCCUGAAUUUCUGAAAACGAAACAAAGAUAGGUUAAAUGAAUCACGUCAAAAGAAAAACCCUCCUUUUCUCUUAUAUCUUGUGGGGAAAUUUUGAUGAUUUAGCAUAGCUUGACGUAUUUGAUGCAGUUCCUUUUCACUAUUUCUAUCGAGGACAUCACAAAAUGGAACAAAUCAGGUGCCCAAGGUCUGUGUAUUUUUUCGUAUGUGGUUGGCCAUGUUUACAACCCAGCUAUUUCUAUACACGAUUCUCCAAUGGAUUAUAUUCCAAAACCAAGCGUAAAGUUCUCUUUUCGCAUUGACAAAUUUAUAUUAUUGUCUCGCUUUGCAAUACUCGUUGAAAAAGUUCUUCCAAUUUUACUGGAAAACUUCAACGUUUUUCAGCUCCAUUCACGACCAUUUCUUCUUUCUUCCAACAGAGCCAGUCGUAAGACUCUCUCACCGCACAGACUUUGUCGUUGCCGGAAUGGACAAGAGUACCAGAGCCAUAUGUUUUGUGAGUGGACAGGAAUUUAUUGGUUGGUUUAAAUCAACUGGGAAACAAAUCAUUGGCACAAGUCCUAACCACAGAAUGUACGUGGAGGACGAAGAUGACAGCUAUUCGCUUGUAAUCCGCAGGCUUAUGCAAUCUGAUGGCGGGGAAUACGUUUGCCGUGGAACCAAAACGAGUGCAACUUAUUCGCUCUACGUCGAAUGUAAGUGCUGUAUGGUCUAAUGAUAGAAAAACAUUCAGGAGCCAUUCUUCCAUUGUAAAAUGGCAAGGGUUUGAAACAGCAUUGAUCAAAACAUAAGGGAAAGAACGGGCCAGGUUUCCUCAGAAAAUUCUUGACAAGAGGAUUAUUGGCGAGCAUAUUGCAAUUCUCUUCAAAAGAGUUCGGUAAACUUUUGAUUUAUGAAAAAAUAAACCUUGAUAUAUAUUUUAAAUUCUUACCAAAAAAUGAGGAAUGUGCAUGUUGCGAGUGGAAAGACGCAUUUGGAAAAUGUUUUGCUUGAGUUUCUGCGGAAAUUAGUCUUUCCUAGCGGCUAAUAUGCUGGAAACAACUACAGAUAGAGAAGUCUAGCUUUGAGUCCAAGCUGGUUCAUUGUGCCAUUUUAUUGGGCCAUUUUAUUUGGUCACUUUAUUGGGCCAUUUUAUUGGGCCAUUUCAUUGUACCAUUUUAUUGGGCCAUUUUAUUAGGCCAUUUUAUUAGGCCAUUUUAUCGGGCCAUUUUAUUGGGCCAUUUUAUUCUUAAAGUGCCUCUCUUAACCCAAGAUUAUAAACGUGAACUGGCAAACUGUCAGGGGAAAAAUGACGAAUUACAGUGAGGUUAUUUGUUUAGGAUUGAAAUCCCACUGCCGAGAGGAUGAAGUGUUUGUCCAUCCCUGAAAUGAAAAAAAAUCAAUAUUCGUGAAAGCCUAUCUGAGCUUGCGUAGACUUCCGAAGCUGUCGCCUCUUGGCAAUCUUUCCCAUGGUGUUUUCUUUCCGUUUGACUUCUUUUUCAGGCGUACUAGGCCUAUGAAUAUUACGGAUGCCCUAAAAAAUGUAUUGUGUUAAACUGUUUUUUUAACACACUUUUAUAGAUAACAGUUGUGCGAUCGUAUCGAGCCGCCAUGUUUGUUUUGCAUGUUUUAAAACUUAUGCUAUGUUCGCACUCAGAUCUCGUGCGGUCAAAAAAACCCUAUGGAGCCUUCUUAAACCUAAAGGUCUCUCUAAUUUUGCGUCGACAGUUUCUGUGGAGGAUCCUCCAGACGUUCAAAACUUAUGGUUAAACCAAGAAGGUGAGAUAUUUGUCGGUGUCAAGAUUGGGUACCCGGCUCCGGAGUAUCUCUGGCAGAAAAAUGGAGUCAAACUUGACGCAAACUCAGGUCGAUUUCGUCUCCUACCCGAUGGAACCAUCAAAAUUAGUAAAGUGUCCGCCGAAGAUGCUGGAGAUUAUAAAGUGAGAAUAUCUCAAUUGAACAGGCGACGGGAAACCACUGAAACAAUUAAAGUUAGGAUUUUUGGUAAGCGAUAUUCGUUACAUUUAAAAUUGAGAUCAUAAGCUCGAGAUUUCGUUCACAUGGGUUUGGGGUGAAGCCCGAAGGAAGUAUAAUGCACAAAUAUGGAGGCAAAUGAUCCUUAUAGAGAAAUCUGUUUUUUGUCUCGUCACGAGCAUGGGACAAAGAAAAAAUUCUGAGACAGCAUGAGGAAUCGAACCUCAAACCUUCGGAUUCCGCGCUACGGUGCUCUACCACUGAGCCACAGAGACUCUGGAAAAUCACACUCAAGACAAGACGAAAACAUCUUUCUAUAUUUCUUUACCAAGCUCAAAACGUACCUUCUCUCUUAUUCUAAUGAUGCUUACGUUGCAACAUAAAUGUGCUAGUCGUUUGAACCUUGAUAAGAAGACAGGCUCAUGUUUCCAAUAAUAUUAGUAGUAUAUGACCUUCAGGCUCGUUAAAAGUGUUUCCGGUUUCUGCGCUUGGGUAGUCCAUGUUGUCUCCUCGUCCGGUAGGCCUCCUACUCAAACCAGCUUUAAAGGCGAACUGGGCCAACCUGUCUAAAUAUCGCAAACAAAAAACUAAAUGAAGUUAAUUGAAAUCCAUAGACCCUCCGCAGAUCGACACCACAAAGCCAGCGGAACGCAACCUCACCUUUGGCUAUCCAACGACAUUAGAAUGCUUAGUUUCCGGUAUUCCCAAACCGGAAGUCACAUGGACCGGCCCAAAUGGAGAGACAGUCACAGGGUCUGAGCAACGCAUUUCAUUUCAAAGCGACGGUAGUUUAAAGAUAUUUCAAGUAAACUUGAUGGAUAUGGGCAGAUGGACCUGUGAGGCGAUAAAUUCUGUGGGAAGUGCCAGCCGACAGAUUGAGGUUCAGGCGAUUUAUAGUAAGUUUUUCUAAGAUAAAAUUGGAAGGUUUAAAUAUUCUUUUACAAUAUGCGAUAGAUAAAUUGUUAUAAACGACAAAGAAAAUGUAUAUAAUGCCCAAUUAUGAUGGUUCAUGGUAACCAUCAUUGUAACCAAAGCUGAAAACAAUAAACGUGGGAGAAACUUGGCUGAAACUGCAGGCAUUCAGGCCCAAAUCUCGUAGGAAAAGGGGGAGGAAGGAACUCACGUUUUGGUGCAGUAAAUAUUGAGAGUGCAGAAUCAAAUUGGCCUUUUAACAAGUCAUUUCGUCGGGAUGGCGUUUAACACUUAAAUUUUUUUAGGGACUUUUUCGAAAUCAAUAAUUUUCAUAUCAAUUAAGGAUCGGACGCAUUGGACACUUUUAACACGCCAAAGAAGUUUGCUUGUGCUGUGAAAUUUGAGUGAGGGUUAUGUGCUUGGCUUUUUUCUCAAUGAGAUACUGCUUCUCUCAUAACAGUGCUCUCUCUGCUCGCUCGCGACUAAAUUGUAAGAUCUUUUAACUCUAAUUUUAUUCAGCUCAUUCUCGCAACAACGGCCUAUAUUUCAGAUACAAUCAGCUGGUUCGCUAGAAAGUAAAAAUUUUGGUAAUUAUGUAUUGAUUGAGAACUUUGCUUUGCCAGUGCCGCCGGAGAUUCAUCAGCUUUCAAACAUCAGCGCAAAUGAAGGAGAUUCUAAAUCAUUGAAAUGCACCGCUAGCGGUUUCCCUCUCCCGAAAGUGAUUUGGCUCAGGGACAACAAAGAAUAUCCAGGACAGAUGGUGGGUUCUGACAUGGACACUUGUUUAAACCUCUAUUUCAUCGGUUUUCGAUAUAAGACUUUUUUUUAUUGAAACUAAACUUUGGGAUUAUCUGUUGCAAUCAAGUAGUCUAAAACUGAAAAUUCGAAGUUACACAAUAAAUUAUUCGUGAAGAGCGAUACUUCAUGUGGGUCCGAUUUCUGGCGGUAAUCUGCACAUAUCAGCCAAAAAUUGUUAGUACUCCUUGACGCAUAGGCGGGAUAAACGGGACAGGAAAGCGGGUUGUCGUGCAUAGUUUAUUUCCUAUUACCUUUUAAACCACAGAAAAAACCUGGCGAGAGCGUGUUGAACCUGGAAGAUCUCGGCUUAGACGACAUCUCGAAGUUUAUUUGUGAAGCUUCUAAUGCAGCAACGGACGAGGAAGGAGAAAUUAUUGUCAAGACAGUUGCUGUUGAUCUCUUUGUUAUGGGUAGGUAUUUUACGUCAACUUUGCUAAGGUGGUCAUUUUAAUUACAGUUCCCAUGUCUGCCGUUGCUAAGAACAGUGAAUCACGUCAAAAAAGGUAAAAAAGAAACUGGAUGGGAUCAAUGUUUCUUGAGAGGCCAUUGGGCACGAAGUCACGACAGCAGGAAAAAAAUUUACUGGUGUUUUUCUCAAAAACGUUAAUUUAAUGAAACAUUUUAGUACAUUGUUUAAAUGCGAUGUUGGAAAACCACAUUCCAAAUUUAAGGGGUUCACGUUGAAAAGUGUCCAUUCUUUAAGAACUAGAGGUAGGGUAAUUUUCCCACCGAAAAUGAUAUUUGAAUUACAAAGUCACGAUGCCGCGUGACUUAAGGCUCUGACGUAGGUUUGUGUGUUCCAUAUCGGAUCGAGGCAAUAUGGCUAAAAGUGAGUGAAGAGUAGGGGAGGCAGAUUUUUUGUCUCUGGUGAGCAUGAUGAGCAAAGCGGUUAGAAAACCCUAUAUACCCCUUCAAUAAUGACUGAAUUUGUUGUAUUUUGUGCAAUUUUAAAUCAUAACGCUUUCUUUCAGUUGAACCAAGGCCAUACGAUUCAAACCUGGUCAAAGAACCCGUCUAUAGUGAGCUCGGGAGCCCAGUCCCCGUCCGACUGGCCUGUGCAUUUACCGGUUACCCUCCCCCUGAGGUGCGGAUCACAAAGGAUGAUGAUAGUGUGGUGAAUGGCAUAGAAUCAGUUUGGAUUGACAUCGUAACAGACAGCCUCGAUGAUUACGGAGUGUACCACUGUGUCGCCGAGAAUGUGGUCAGUCUUUCCAAGUUAAAUUAUACCUUCGAAGUCAAGAGAUCAGGUUGGUAUUGACUCCAUAAAAUUAAUAUGAUAGUUGUGCUACGCCGGUGAGUGAUUCUUGUCAAUGAUCUUCAGGGCACAUUUCAAUUGGGUGUUGUCGCCUAUGGCCAAGGUUAAAUACCCUCUACAGCCAUUCAAGGAGCCAAUGAGCUUAAAGCGCGGGAAAACACAUGUUGACGGUUGCGAUUGGCUUCAGCUAAAUAUCUGAUUGGUUGAGGGGGGCAGGGGGGUAGGCAAGUUUUCUAGACCAAUCAAGAAGCGAACCGAAUCAAAAGCAUUGCAAUCCCACACUGCAUUCAACACUCAAUUGAAAAUAGUUAGAUAAACUAGCUGUGAGUUACAAAACGUCAUUAUCUAGUCAAGUCAGCAAAAUCUAAGUUUACGUUCAUUUCAUUCAUUCUGUCAGAGGCUCCGAAGUUUACGUUAGAGCCCAAGGUCCCCACUGGAAAUCUAACCGCAGGCUUUCCAGUGACCAUGACAUGGAACGUUUCCGGUAUUCCAAAACCGGAAAUGAGAUGGAAGAGCCCUUCGGAAGGAUAUGUAACUUUGGUCAAUCCUCGCUUUUUGUUGAGUGAAAGAAAUCUUACCAUUAAAACAUUGGAGGAAAAAGACGCUGGAAUUUGGACGAUAGAGGCGACAAAUAGCUUGAAAACCACGAAAGUUCAGGUGCAAUUCGGCACAAUAUUUGGUAAGAGGCCAGCAACGAUUUUAGAUCCGGCUUUAUUUUCAUUAAAUACUAGGAUUCUUUUCCAUCAUCACGAUCCUUUGAUACAUUCUUUCCACAGAGAUUAUUUCGCUCUCCUUUUUUCAUUGAUCACAUCGUUGAAAAUCUGUACUGAGUGAUCGGCGGGGAGGUUUGGUCCGCCUGAAACUUCUAAAAGAAAUAACUAUUACUUAUACACUUGUGCUUAUAUGUUACGAAGUGUUCUGUUGAGGGUAACGUAAAAUGACUUCUUCCGAAUAAUCUUAAUAUUGCUUUCAAUUGAAUUCAUCACAGUGCCGCCCCAGAUCAAGCCGAUACCUGAUGUGGUGGCAUAUGAAGGGGAAAAUACUACGCUGACCUGCACUGCUUCUGGAGUCCCGACCCCGGAUGUAAAAUGGAUAUCAGAGGGAAAGGAGUUUUUCGAUGAGCAGGUAUUUAUAUACAAUAGUCUCGUAAUGCGUGCAUAGUUUGUUCUCGACACAAAGACCCGCUGACAAACUUCACGAGACAGGUGGAUUUUUACGUGUUAAAUUUACACAUUACUCAAGACUAUGCAGUUCAAAGCACGGCUGCUUUGCACUAAUCAAGGUUUGAUCAUCAUGUCUCCCGAAUAGCUUUGUCGACAGUUUAUCCUAAAACAUGAAAAUAGUGGGCUUAGUAUUUUCAGAAUUGGCACCAUUUUGACACCAUAUUCGAUUUUUAAUUUAUGUAAUUUUGAACUGAAAGAUGUUAGACUUGCUCAUUCCACUAUACAGUUUCUGUCAAUUUGUAACCUUGCAAAACGUAACCGGCGGCAAGCAGGCUACAACUUGCAAUUGUAAUCAGUAACCUGUGCCUGCAGCCUGCAACCGGUAACAUGCAACUUGCAACAUGCAUCUUGCAACAUGCAACUUGCACCUCACAUCCUUCAAUUUCAAAUUACACUCUGCAACCUGUGACGUGCAAUUUCAACCUAAAACACAAAGUCUGCAGCCCACGCUUACAAAUGUGUAAACUAAAACAGCACUGAGGAUUACACCGUCAUUUCUGGUGUAUGAUUUCUCAUCAUCAUCAUCAUCAUCAUCAUCAGGUCGAGCAUGCUCGGUAUUCCAUGACAUGCUCCAUAUUUCUCUGUCUUCCAUUGCAGUUGAUAGUUAUUCACGUCUGCAUCCUGUGUCAUCCAUCAUUUGGUCAAUGUGGGUCUCUUUUGGGCGUCCUCUCGGCUGAUUUCCAUGUGUUGGCUUUCAGAGUAAUACAUCCCUUGCAAGUUCGUCUUUACCGCGCCAACAAUGCCCUGCGAAUCUCAUCCUUUGUUGCUGUAGCGAUUUACUGAUUGUCGGGAUGUGGCCGUAGAGCUAGAGGCCUUUUUUACAAACUAUUGUUUCAUAAACUGAAUUAAUCAUGUAAAUUGACCACGGUAAAGAAUUUCGAAGCUGACGUUUUGAGCCGAAGGGCUAACACUCAAAACGUCGGCUUUGAAACUCUUUACGGUGGCCAAUUGACAUUAUCAACUCAGUUGAUCAAACCAAAUUAUCCUGUAGUACUCCCCACUGACACAGUUCCGCGGUUUCUUUAGAAAUGUACCUCCUUUAUUCAUAUUGUUUCUGUACUUUAUGUUUUUUUCUCGCCAGAAAUCACCUGGUAAGAGUGAGAUAACUCUGCUGAACCUGGGAUUGGAAGACAACUCGCAAUUUAUUUGUGAAGCGAAAAAUGGAGCCCAAGACGACAAAGGGAAGGAGCUGGUUGAUGUACAAAGCAUGAAACUUAUCGUCAAAGGUGAGUUGGAUUAUUUGUAAUAAUGAUAUUUGGUUGUACCCAAAACGAAUUAUUUAUGACAUUGAUGUAACGAAUGGAUCGAGCCGGGCGAUGCAUCCAAGCAGUUUGACUGACGUAUUUAAAUUGACCAGUCACAACUGACGCUGUUUGAGUCUUACAGCCAAUGGUAUCACUGGAAAACUAGCCAAUCAGUUUCGGUGAAGCUUAAAACACCUCCCCUGACAAACAGCUCUUCACUUGACAAUGACUUCCGCUCAAGUUUUCGCAACGUCAUACAAUAUUAACAAUAGCAGUCUUUUUUAAAACUACUUUUAUCUUUUCUUUACUGGUCGAUCACACCACAGAGUCGAUUUUUAUUCCGAGUGAAAGUACUUACUGCAUUCACUCAUUCAUUCAUCUAUUUUGCCAGUUGAACCGAAACCAGCGGAUAGUACCCAUCGCGCCAAGCCUGUUCUUUCCUACAUCGGAAACCCUGAACCUUCAGUCUUCAACUGCGAGUUCAGCGGUUAUCCGCCUCCUGAUGUAAGAAUCUUGAAGGAUGGUCAAGUUUUGGCUUAUGGCGAGGAUUCACUUUCGUACAGCGUUAGCGUUGAUAGCGUAGAUGACUUCGGUGAAUAUAUCUGCAUGGCCGAAAACGAAGUAGGGAAAUCCAAGAAGAACUACACCUUUGAGAUACGAUCUUCAGGUAACGAGUAUGGAAAUACUAUAAGGCCAUUUAAGAGUUCUUAACACUUCAUUUUGAAAAUGAAGAGGACCAAGGCUCUUGGCUUCUCAGGAAACGGCCUCUUCAUUGCGGUAGCUGACUUCUUGUAAGAAUGCUUUAAUGGAUGAAAAUUGAGUCACUAAAGAAAAGAUCGUUUUGAAAACUCGAACAAACCUUCAAACCACAUGGCAACGUCUGAAGAGAGCAAUUUUACAAUUUAGUGUUCAAAACGGAUAUGAUGAAAAUGUAAUGGAUUGUUUUGGUUCCUCUUUCUUCCGCUCUGUGAUUGGUCUAGCGGAGAACUCGGGCCAAAAUCUCAGCCAAUCAAAUAAAAACCUGAAACAAAUCCCAACUUGGUUACUCGCGUUUUCCCGCGCUUCAAGUAGAGUGCCUGGUUUACUUUGAAUUCUCAUUGGUUAAUGAUGAUGCUCGCUUUUCUUCUGAUUGGCUGUUUGAAUUAUUUUGAUUUUGGUUUUGUAAUGCUCAGUCGGAAUAUGCUCAAGUCAAUCAACUAACCAAACAAUCAAACGAACAAGCAAACCGUCUAUCAAUCAAAAAAAAAGAUACACGUUUUGAAUCUUUUACUCUGCUCGUAUUCCACAGCCGCACCAAGCAGCCCAAGAGACUUCACUGGGGAACCAACAUGUGACAGCGUGGUCUUAAGCUGGAGCCACCCAGAGGACAGUGGGGGAUUUCCUGUCAUAAGCUACGUUAUCACUUACAGCAAUAACACAGUGGUCAUCUCCUCGGACCUGACUGACUUCAUCAUUGACAACUUAAAACACGGCACAACAUACAAAAUCGGUUUACAAGCUAGAACAGAAGCCGGCAUCGGGAAAGAGGCAAAUGUUGAAGUGAAGACGACACAGUUUUGUGAGCAAUAUGCUGUUUGUAUUGAUAAAUUUUUUCUAUUUUAAUCGCAGUCGAAAGUUUUCUUGCAAGAUAGGAAGAAAUUGAAGAAGAGUACGAAAUUAUUCAAUGAGAUUGUUUUAUGAAAAUCAACUACAUAAUUUUCGUCCGUUUGCUACGAGGUUCGUUCGUAUUACGUUUCUUUUACGGAAGGCUCGUGUCCAGCUCUUUUCGCCUUUAGACCUGUUUCAACUUGGUGGAAAGUUACCCUAUGGCCGAGAUGACGAUGAAAUGGAGGCCUUACGAGGAGUUAUGGGGAUACAGGAUAUUUGGGGUAAAAAUUUUAGGGAUGAGGGAUACUCGAGGCAAAAAUAAAUGGGACAGGGAAUAUUUGAAAUAGAGAUUCCGGGAUAUCGAGCUUUAGAAUUAUAGGGAUACAACAAGGUAUUUAAGCCAAAAAUUUAUAGGAUACGGGAUACUCGGACCACCCCCCUCCCCUCUCCAUCUGCUAAUGGGGCCUUGAAAUGGGAUCGAACAAUCUCAUAAUUAGGCUCAGAAGGCGUGCAAACUAAUCCUGGAAUUCUUUGUAAAACACAUUUUCAGGCCAAGUGUCAUCUUGCGUAAACGUACUUGAAGAUGGAGAUCUAUACACUUUAAAUGCCAGUCAGGGUCUCUGGCCCAGAGAUGGAUUUUGCCGAGCACUGAGUGCGCACAGAGCAUCGGAGCCUGACAUGUAUAGGCUGUCCACUGACUAUUAUAUCCCUGGCACUAAAGGCUCAAUGGUGGUUACCUACGUGGGUGUGUUCUUUAACGCUCAGAAUGAGGACAACUUUGAUUUUAUAUUCUUCAGGUAAAAAUGUUGAAGAUGAUAUAUUGUUUUAUAAAGAAAACUUCGCAGCUCACUCAUGUUGAAUGGUCUCAUUUGUUGAGGCAGAAUUUGUAGGAAAGUGCCCUUUAAGAGGACACAGUUUGGUUGUAGCCUCAGCAAAGGGGGCGGUAACAUUAACAGAGGCUUUAAAAGAGGGUUAUUUUCAUUUUACGUCAAAAAAGGCCGGAAUUUCUAUGGGUCUGCUUAACUUCGCUCUAUAAUUUGUUCAGAACACUCCAGCCGUCCUCUACACCAAUCAUAUGCAAGACAGAAGCCAUAGACAUUUUUUGUUUUUUCAUUGAGCUCUGAGUGGCUCCCCGUGAUAUUUUUACCUUUACUGUGAUUGCCUGUUGUGUUUACUUUGAUCCUGGUCUUACGACACUGAAACAAAAACUACUCUAUCUAAACGAAUUAAAUUUGAAUUUCCCUGGUCAGUGAUUGAAGAAAAGUAAAAUGGUUUCCGUGUCUACAUAGCCUGAUGUAAACACGCGGGAGGUUGGGAGAACACGAGAUAAGCAGCUUAUCGAGUUAUCUCCCAACCUCCCGAGUGUUUACAUCAGGCUAUGUAAACACGGAAACCAUUUUACAUUUCUUUUAUAAAAUAACUAAUGAAAGAGGAACGAAAACCGCGUUUACAGACGCUUAUGUAAAAUGGUUUUAUUGCCAAUCAGAGCGCGCGUACUAUUUGAAUUAUUUUAUAAAAUAAUAUCCUCUUCCGUGUAAAUUUAUGGCAUGGUUUCUCUCCAUUGAGGGAGUUUCAAAAGAGUUUUAGGAAAAGUCAUUUAAUCAAGUUGCAACAGUCCAAGUACAAAAACAUGUACCUUUUUGCUGGGCCUAAGUCUGUUGAUAAGAAAGAUUGCAUACUUUUUGAGAGCCCUGAAAACAUGUCUAUUUUACAACACCUUCCCAUAUAUUCCAGAUAAAAAAAACUUAAAAACACAAGUCGAGCCGGAGUUUGAAUUUGACGAGGGCAAAAUAAAUUUUUGAAGAGGAGGUAUUUUCUGUAAUUCUUCAAGUUUCUUCAAGGUUAAUAUAGACGACUAUUAAUAUGGAUAACUAUUUUUCUAUGGGGAUAUCAACUUAUAAUGCUUAACUGUUUUUUGGAAUUUUACUCACUCAGGGUUGGAGCAAGUGACAAUCCGUGCUUCCAAACUGGUGAGAUCCAGCGAGGCCGGCUGAACUGGUAUGGUUCCCAGGUCGGCUCCUGUCCGCACGGCCCACCUCGCAAUGCACGAUGGAUACACAUUACACUCGAGGUCCGAAAGUCUGAAGUUUCAGUUUUCCUAGAAGGAGUUCACGUGACUUCUUUUCGAGGCCACUUCCCUCCUAAAGGUGCUGGGGGUGUGUUAUUGGCUAAUCGCCGUGGAAGUGUUGUACGGUUCAAGAAAUUUAUCAUCAACGAUAUACCUUCUUUGCCGUUUGAAACAAAGAGUUGUGCUACAAUGCAGGAUAACACAAAGUACUACUCCAUGAUAAGUCAAGGCGACUUCUGGUCGCAAGGAUUCUGCCGCGCUCUUCUGAAAGAUGUCAACUUGGAGGAGACAUCUACUUAUCAAGUGUCCGUGGACUUGUUCAGUGAUCUGGGUUGGAGUGGCGACAGGAUUGCAUAUCUUGGAAUUAUUUUCAAUGCCCGUGAUAUCAAUAAUGCUGACUUCAUUUACUUCAGGUAAAGGCCUAAAGGGUAACCCUAAACAUCGUAUCGUAAAGGCUUAUAUUAGCACCCCCUUCGAAUAAACACCGAUCCUAUCGACCAAACCUUUUACCAAAAGGCCUUCCUCUGAAAAAUUGCUCUUCCUUCUCCUCUUUUUAAAGUAAACGAAAGAUCAAGUUGGCCGAAAUAGUAAUGUGCGUUGCUUGGUGAUAAAGCAACUUGUGUUUGUGAACACUUAAGGUUUGAAAAAGUAACGAGUGUCCACUGUGCCACCAUUACGACUUAAGGUUGAACUUCAGAUAUUGUUACAAGGUUUAUGCUAACAUUGUUAUAAUAAAAAAUGAUUAUAACUAAUUGUCUUGCGCAACUAGUACGCAUUUUUCGUUCCAAUUAAACCUUUGGCCUGACUUAUUUCUCAGUGAAUGCAUACUAACUCAUGAACCAAUUGUUAAUUUGUUCUAGACCUUACUGGAAGGAUCACUGUUACCAAACAGGAUACCUGAUGGGCGGACGGCAGAGGAGAGAAGGAGCCAAAACCGGGCCCUGUUCCUGCACCGUAGCAGGCGGGAAAUGGUUUAACGUCCGUCUGGAAAUCCGCAGUAACAUCGUAAGCGUUUUCAUGAACGGCCUAGCUGCUGCAACUUUUAAAUCGCAUUUUCCUUCCACCAACAAAGGUACUGGUGUUCUUGUAACGGGCGGUUGCCGGAAGUCCAUUCGUUUCAGGAACUUUACCGUGAAAUCGCUUCCGUUACUGCCUUUUACUUCCAAGAAUUGUCAGGGCACAAGGGAUUCUGGGAGCUAUUUCACCUUAAUGGCUUAUCCCGGAAUUGAAGACACUACUCAACCCGGUGUGUGCCGCGCAGUGUACCCGAAAAAUGUCCUGGGCACUAGUUACGUCAUCAGCGUCAGUUUUUAUGUUCAGGGGAGUCUGCUGGGUGGAAAGUAUGGUGUCAUGUUUAACGUGAAGAACGCUGACAGCUUCGAGUUUGUUUACUUCCGGUAAGAAUAAAUUUAUGAAAAAACGAUUUAGCUAUUUUUAUUCGAUGGGGCGUAUUUUCAUCGAUACUCUCUAUUUCUAAAUCAAAUUUACUAAGACGGCCUGUCAAACGAAAGAAAAGAUUAAGAGCCCAUGAGAACUCAGAGUGAGUCUAUUUGCCCACCUCAAGCGCUGCACCUGAUUGGUUGACUAUGUGGUGCGAGUUUCUUGAUCAAUCUUGGUGCUAAACAAAGCAAAGAACUGCUCUAUGAGUCACUUAGUAAGUUUUUCGCAAACGCACGAGUUUCUAUCGCAGCUGAUUUUUAAAAUAAUGCUCAAAAACAUUUACCGGUACUUCUGGCAGCCACGUCUUUGUUUUUUGAAGCCUUAUAAGGCUUAAAAAAUUAGGGAAUUGACCUUUAUGAAACCCAACAGGCCAUCUCAAUACUACUCAGGUUUAUGAGACUGUUUUAUCUUUAAAUAUUUAUGAAAUUCUUUCAACUAUUUUACGAUCAUUUUUUCAUUCUAAAUCACCUGAUAGACGGUGUAAUUUAGUAAUAUCAAUUGCGUUGAUAACGUAAAUCGGUCACCGUAAAGAGUUUAAAAGCUGACGUUUCGAGCUGUAGCCCUUCGCAAUUCGUUUUGAUGAAGGGCUUAUGCUGAAAACGUCGGAUUUGGAAUCUCUUGUUAACGGUGGUUAGUUUACAUUACCAACUCAGUUGAUAGCACCAAAGUAUCUCGUUAUACCUCCCACCGACUCAGCAGCACAGUUGCUAUAGAAACUUACCCCUUUUAUUACUCUUACUCUCUCUCAGACGGGAGGUUCCAAGAAGUAAUGCUUUCAUAACAUAUUUCCACACUCAUUUCCAGACCCUACAACCGCGAUGACUGCGUUCAAAUAGGGUACCUUCAAGGCACCAGAAUCAACGAAGGGGAACGAAGAAAACCGAAAUCCCUGACAUGCUCAUACGGAUUCAUGCGGGGUGGAAGUUGGUAUGAUGUGCGCCUCAAGGUCAACGGAAGCGAAGUAAAGGUUCUCAUAGAUGAUGUAGUGGUCGCCGUUUUCAAGAGUCGAUUCCCGACUAUUGGGCGCGGAGGAGUCAUGGUGGCCAGCGGUUACAAGCGAAGAAUAAACUUCAAAGACUUUCGCAUAUUGUAAUUAUAUCAGUGAAGAGCUGUGAAUAUUUACCCAAUCCUUGGCUAUAAUGUGGCUUUGAGAAAAUCUCACGUCCCUUUUCUAUGGGAAACGGGUCGCGACUGGAAGUUGAAUGCGACAUGUACCUGGCAAACGGCAGUCUCAAUUUAUCUGAAAGACAUUUGAAUUUUCUUUAUUCGGGAAUAUUAAACCGAUACAAAUAGUGAACCUCUUCCUUUUCCUUGAAUAGAGUUUCUUACCCUUUAGAAAAAUAUGCAAUUAGAAUUUCAGGUUAAGAAAAGUUAAAGGAGUUUUACUAUGUGAUGAAGACUUCGAGUUUUUGUUGUUUGUAAUAGUUAUGAAAUUCUUACGUCACUGAUCAUUUUUAUCGACUAUGUUAAGGUAUAUGUUUGGUUCAUGAUAUUAGGUUUCAAACUUGUUUUACCUGUUAGCGUCAGAUAAUGAAGAUACGAUCAUUCUUCAUGUAUGAAUGAUCGAGCUAUCCACAAAAUUUCACGGUGGUAUGCCAUGUGCCAAAUAGAUUAUAAUCUCUUGGUGAACAAAAUAACACGUAAAUUUAAUAUCUAUCAAUCUAUAGAAUAACACUAUUGUACCCAUGCCUCAUACGUUAUUCAGGGCAAAUUUUGUGCUUUUUAAGCCUUUUUGAUGUAAUUCGUGACUAAGUAAAUGGUGACACAGCCGGCAAUUAAAAAAAAUUAUCCUUUUACGGACUAUUAAACACUUUUGUAAGAAAAAGGGGAAAAAGUUUUAUAUACUCACAUUAUGUAGUUUAACGAAAUGGGUUAAAAAGAACAAAAAGAAAGGACUUGAGUGAUCAUUUCACAGUUGAACUAGCAAAAAACAAAUAUGUUAAAUCGAGGCCAGUGUAACAACAAUUCCCUUCCUGAGCUGAUGUAGUAACUUCUUUGAAACAGUGAGUGGCUAGUUCUUGAAAAAAAAUAGCUCCCGAACGUCGACAAGCUUUAAUUUUUGUGUUUUUUUUUCUGCUCUCUCCCGAUGAUUCCACACCAUUUCCACAAGAAACAGCUAUUUUCCAUGGAAACCGAGUCCUUCUCGUGAAAAUGUCAAUAUAGAUCGUUUGACUUAAUGACAGCAUGAAAGUGGUGGAAGUGGUUUUCUGAAGAUUGCAUUUUGAAGGAAAAUAAGAAAAAUAUCAUUACAGGCAGUGUUACGG